Molecule: messenger RNA, 315 nt
Organism: Arctia plantaginis
Lineage: Eukaryota; Metazoa; Arthropoda; Insecta; Lepidoptera; Erebidae
Source: the annotation of a GenBank genome assembly
AUGAAACCAGGAAUAGACAUCGAUUCCUUUCGUACAGAGCAUGAAUCAGACGAACAAUGGGAAUUUAGACGAGGCUUUAUGGAAGAACAUAAGGCGAACUUCGAAGAAGAUGAACUCGUGGUACUAGCACAACUGUUCACUAAUAUUGAGUUCUUAGGAUGUCGCUACCCACCAGAGACCAUGAAAAGAGUAGCCAAGCUUUCAGAAAAAGUUGCGGCAAAGUACCGGGAGAGUAGGAAGAAUAAACUAAAAAGGACUUUUGUGGAAGCCAGUGAUGCAGCCGAACAGAAGGCUAAAAGAACGUUUACUAACUAA